This is a messenger RNA of Parasteatoda tepidariorum (common house spider), 1366 nucleotides long. Its product is annotated as hairy/enhancer-of-split related with YRPW motif protein. Lineage: Eukaryota; Metazoa; Arthropoda; Arachnida; Araneae; Theridiidae. Gene Ontology annotation, biological process: regulation of DNA-templated transcription. Gene Ontology annotation, molecular function: DNA binding; protein dimerization activity. The record is from RefSeq and is a predicted model, not a curated record.
GGACAACGAACAAUCAAGUUGUUCCUUUUUCCUCGUAAGGAGUUGGAUUUUUUUUUUAAAAAAUGGACUCAAUGAACUUCGUCAGAUCAAUUAAAUUACCCUUUUAAUAAGCGGUUUUCCUAAAUUUUGGAAGCAUUCAUUUUUAAUUAUUAUGGAAUAUUCUUUUGGAAUAUUUUUGGAAGCAUUCAUUUUUAAUUCUAUCGGAAUAUGCUUUUCGGUUAUUAAUAACGGAAUAUGCUUUUCGAUAUGAUAUGCAAUGAAAUUUUUAAAGUUGCUGAUUGUUUUGUUUUCUUUUUAAUUUUAUGAUAUGAUGAGAUGAAUAAAUAUAUCUUUAUUAAAAUUUUACUCAUUCCUUCAUGUUUCAUAAAGUUGCGAAAAAUCACAUUAAAAAUGGUUUAUAAAAAUGUAAAAUUUUUCAAGGAUAUUUAUCUGAAGAAUAAGUUGAUUGCUUUUCAGAACACCAACACAAAGUAAUGAUAGCUGCCAAAUGUUGAACAGGAAAAGAAGACGAGGGAUUAUUGAAAAAAGGAGAAGAGAUCGAAUCAACAGUUCGUUGUCAGAACUUAGAAGAUUGGUCCCGGCAGCCUUCGAAAAGCAGGGUUCAGCAAAAUUAGAAAAAGCAGAAAUUCUUCAGUUAACAGUGGAUCACUUGAAAAUGCUUCAUGCAAAAGGUUUUGAUGCUUUAUCUUUUGAUCCCCAUAAAUUUGCAAUGGAUUACCAUAUUAUUGGAUUCAGAGAAUGUGCAUCAGAAGUAGCACGUUACUUAGUUGCAAUUGAAGGCAUGGACUUGCAAGAUCCUCUAAGAGUGAGACUCAUGAGCCAUCUUCAGUGUUACUCAGCUCAAAGAGAACUGUCAUUGAAAACGUCAGUACAACCAACCUGGAACCCUACUUCAUUCCCUUCAUCCCUGCCACCAGCUCCUACGCCCCAAUAUCCAGGCCCAUCAGCCUCAAUGGGACCCCAAAUCCCAGAAGCAUCACUACAAACUUCUUAUCCAUAUUCCGAGCCAGCAAGACUGGGUCAACAUAUGGACAAUUCCUUUAACCCAUCAGGACAUUGUACAAGAUCUUCUGCCAAUCAUGUGCCGGUAAAUACCUCAACAACACAGUCAUCAAGUAUGACACUGGUACAGCAUCCACCAUCUGCGCCAUCUAUGGUACCUUCUCUACCUCAAAUGUCAAGUUCCAAUCAGUACCUUGGAGGACAUGGAUUUUCUAGUGGUGGUUAUGGAAGCGCAGGUGCAUUUAAUCAACAUGGCGCUUCCACUGGUAGGCCAUACAGACCAUGGGGUGCAGAGCUUGCUUAUUGACAAUGAUAGAUAGGCACAGUAAUAGUUUAUUACUUGCAUAUAGAGUUUAAUAUUAUA